GACCGCUUUAAUUACCUGUGUGAAAAGUGCUACUACUGGAGACGUGGGAGAAUACAUGGAAGGAAAUUCUCAACUGACGCUGUGCUUCUUGCUACUGAGUUACUGCCUCUUUAACGUGCGCGAGGCUGGCGGGCGUGUACUUUGUUGCUCUGUACUCGAGAGAGAGAGCCUCAUCAUGUAAAGACGUUUGUCCCUUCUCGCUAUCCGUAUGGAACUAGACCUGUGCUGGGCUCUCUAAGAUGGAAAACGAUACGACUGUCCGAAGAAUCAGGGGAGCUGCAGUGGACCCUGGAGUCGAUAGCGACUCCCGUUCGCAUGAGGACGAAGACCACAGACCAAGACGAAAUGGACCGUGGAGCAUACAACGCAAGAACGAACGUGUUUUGGAAGAGAGCAGCGUGCUGGCGUGCCUGCUUGUCUUCCUAUUCAUUCUGUGGUGUCUCAUCCACUUCUCCGUCAGACAGUUGAUCGUCGGGAGCUCCACUGGGGAAUUCAAUGCGGGCAGGGCCAGGAAACAUCUUGUGACCAUUACAGCAUUCGGACCCAGGCCUGUUGGGAGUCCACAAAAUGAAAUCUUAACAGUGAACUAUCUCCUCAGCCAAAUCGAGAUGAUCAAAGAUAAAAGUAAUCAAAACGUGCACACGAUUACAGUGGAUGUGCAAAAGCCAACGGGAUCCUUCAGUAUUGACUUUCUCGGUGGAUUUACUAGUUAUUAUGAUAAAGUCACAAAUGUUGCUGUCAAGCUGGAGCCACAAGGAGGAGCCAAACAUGCAUUGCUGGCAAACUGUCAUUUUGAUUCUGUGGCAAACAGCCCAGGUGCUUGCGAUGAUGCCGUCAGUUGCUCAGUUAUGCUUGAAGUUCUUCGUUCUCUGUCUAGCCUGUCUACCCCACUAAAGCACGGCAUUAUAUUUCUUUUCAAUGGAGCAGAAGAAAAUAUACUGCAGGCCAGUCAUGGAUUCAUUACACAACAUCCUUGGGCAAAGCUUGUUCGGGCCUUCAUCAAUCUGGAGGCUGCUGGUGUUGGAGGGAAGGAGAUUGUUUUUCAAACAGGUCCUGAAAACCCAUGGCUUGUACAAGCAUAUGUUCGUGCAGCAAAACAUCCAUUUGCUUCCGUAAUUGGCCAAGAAAUCUUCCAGAGUGGAAUUAUCCCAUCAGAUACAGAUUUCCGGAUAUAUAGAGACUUUGGACACAUUCCUGGAAUAGAUCUGGCUUUCAUUGAAAAUGGCUACAUUUACCAUACUAAGUAUGAUACACCUGACAGAAUUUUGACAGAAUCCAUACAAAGAGCAGGUGAAAAUAUUUUGGCUGUGCUUAAACUCCUUGCCACAACAAAUGAGCUGUCAGACUCUGCACAGUACCAACAUGGCAAUGUGGUUUUCUUUGAUCUACUGGGCUUUUUCAUGGUAGCAUAUCCUGCACGUGUUGGCACCAUCAUCAAUUACAUUGUUGCUGUGGUGACUUUAAUCUAUCUGGGAAAGAAAAUGUUACUUCCAAAUGGUGGAAAGUACAUGCACGAUCUUCUGUAUGGAAUUGGUGUCACUGUAGCAGGCUGGUUUAUCACACUGAUCUCUGUGCUUAUUGUGGCAGUCUUUAUUUCUCUUAUUGGAAGGGCCAUGUUCUGGUAUCAUCACUUCUACACCUCAGUUUUACUUUAUGGAUCAGUCUCUGUUGGCAAGCUUGUACUUGUUCACACAUUAGCAAAAAAUCUGUUCUAUGGGAAAGUGAACCCAUUCUUCCUGGGUGAGUUGCAUUUUGAUGUCUCAUUGACACUGUGGUGUUGUGCCCUGCUUCUCCUAACUCAACAAGGAUUAUGCUCUGCCUAUGUUCCAAUGCUGAUGGUUGCAUUUCCACUGCUUACAAAACUGUUUCUGCACAAAGAGUUCAAGCAACAGGGAGCCACAGUUAAAUACACAGUGCUGUACCUCUUGGGCUUGUCUCUUCCUUAUGUACACUUUAUGUUUCUCAUAUGGGCAUUGUUUGAGAUCUUCUGUCCAAUCUUGGGACGUAGUGGUACAGAAAUACCUCCGGAUGUUGUGCUGGCUUCUCUUAUUGCAGGAUGCACCAUCAUUCUGUCAUCCUAUUUUAUCCACUUUAUUUAUUUAUGUAAGAGCACAAAGAAAACAUUACUUGGAUUGGUGUCAAUUUUUGUUUUAAUGGGAGUUUUAGUUUCUUGUGGUUUAUUUUUUCCAUACACUUCUGAUCCUGGCAGCCCACGUCCCAAGCGUAUUUUUCUUCAGCACACCACCAGGACAUUCCAUGACCUUGAUGGAAAUGUUACUAAGAAAGACUCCGGAGUAUGGAUCAAUGGAUUUGAUUACACUGGAAUUAAUUAUUUGACUCCACACAUCAAUGAGAUCAAUGAGAAUAUUCGCACAAAAUGUGACAACGAACUUCCUUACUGUGGUUUUCCGUGGUUCCUUCCAGUUAAGUUUCUCAUUAAGAAAAACUGGUACCUGCCAGGCCCAGAGGUGCAGCCAAAGAAUCCUCCUCAAUUUACUCUGGUGAGCAGACAUGAGACCGAAUGGGGAACUACCAACUUAACAUUUCAAGCUACAGGACCCAGUCAUAUGUCCUUGUAUCUCCUAACUCGGAAUGGAGCAAAGCUUAUCGGCUGGUCAUUUGGUGAUGGCAGUCCGGAGAUUAACCUCAAUGGGGAAUAUUUCAUUUUCUAUUCCCAUGGUUUAGAUUAUUCUGCCUGGAAUUUCUGGUUGGAGAUUCAGGCCCCUCAUACUGACUCUGUGGAAAGCAUAAUCUCCGUUGGUGUGGCAUCACACUACUUUCAUGGAGGAGAACAGAACACUGAGAUGCUGGAAGGUUUGUUGCUCCGCUUUCCAGAUUGGUCAUUCCCUUCCCACUGGGUCAGCACAUAUCACCUCUUCGAGUAUUAAGACCAUCUCUCAGGAAAGGAAGAACACUGCAAAUGCUGCUUGAAUGAAAGAGGCAAUAAAUACUUUACUGAAUUAAUUUAUUUAACGCAGACUACUUGAUCAAGUAAAAGACUCUGGGCAUCCCUUUCCACUAACAACAGUUUUAAGUAUUGUAGUCUUCUGCCAUUUUGCUUCAACAUUGUUUCCUACAUUUUUACAGAUGGACAAGACUAUAAUUAUCCAUAUUGGUUUUCAAUAUCUCCAAGUCCAAGAACUCUUUCUGUUCACUGAGAGGUUAACUUGGAAUACAAAGUGAACACUUCAAGUGAGGAGGUUGAUGCACAUACACAAUUUUUGGCUACUUCUGACCUUGAGAUCCUAUCCGGACUGCAUUAUCACAAAUGCUUGUCAAUGAAGUAUAAAAUCAAAAUGAUAGGAUAUUUGAAAUCUGCACCAUUAACUUAAGUCAACUGAGGAUAUUAUGCUGGCUAGUGUCAGAGUGACUGGUACAUUAUGAUUUUUUAAGGAUGCCUCGGUCUGUUAUUCUUUGUUUUUUUUUCCAUUGCUGGAAAAUUUUGGGAAUGUGGUUUUUGCUUUGAAUUUCUGAUUUUUUUUAUAAAGAUUAUUAUAUUUUCCUUUUAUAAAUGUGAACAAGAUCAAUCAGCCUUGCUCACCUUAUUUAUAUUUUAAAAUGAGCUUGUCCAGUUGAGUGUGUCAGUAACUCUCCUAGCUUUAACUUCCUGUCCUGUUGCACAAAGUGGGGUAUCUGUCCUCAUGGCUUAUUUAUAAUCAUUCACUCCAGCAAAAACAUGGAGGACAUGAAGGACUCACAUUAAUAUGGAAUCUCCUGUGCCUCUGCAAAGGAUGUAAAAUCAUAGCAAGUGGAGUGAUGAGAGACAUCAGGUGCAGAGAUUCCAUAUAUGAAAUGUGAUCCAUUUAAAGAGACAAAAAAUGGUUCCUCUACAGGUUUAAUUCUUGUUGUUAAAGAAACAUUAUACAGUAUUUGAUUAUAUUAAAUGGGUUGUUUGUAUUAAAUUUCCUCUCAAGAAAUUCCUACCAGUGGGCAUUUUAGGUUUCGGAGAAAAUAAAGUUUUAUGGACC
Erpetoichthys calabaricus (reedfish) is the source of this 3968-nucleotide messenger RNA. RefSeq names its product endoplasmic reticulum metallopeptidase 1-like. Gene Ontology annotation, biological process: proteolysis. Lineage: Eukaryota; Metazoa; Chordata; Cladistia; Polypteriformes; Polypteridae. The record is from RefSeq and is a predicted model, not a curated record. Bases 240 to 2888 code for a protein of 882 amino acids. The transcript is spliced from 15 exons. Gene Ontology annotation, molecular function: metalloexopeptidase activity.